GCUCUCUCUACAACGGUGUCUGAGCAUUUCAUUUCAUUUCCUCUCAAUUGCAGCUCCACAUCCUUCAUCUCUGCUGGAUCGAAAUGAGUAGUUGGAAGGCUCUGCUUCUGCGAAUCGGAGACAAGUGCGCCGAAUAUGGUGGAAACACUGAUUUCAAAGAUCACGUUGAGACGUGCUUCGGUGUAGUUCGCCGAGAGCUGGAGCACUCCGAUAAUGACAUUUUGCCUUUCCUUCUUGAGUGUGCUGAACAGUUACCUCACAAGCUUCCUUUUUACGGGACAGUGGUUGGUCUACUUAACUUAGAAAAUGAGGACUUUGCAAAAAAAGUAGUGGAAAGCACUCAAACUAAUUUGCAGGAUGCUUUAGAUUCUGGAAAUUGCAACAGGAUUCGUAUAUUGAUCCGGUUUCUCACUGUUAUGAUGUGCAGCAAAGUCCUCCAACCAAGUUCUUUAGUUGUUCUCUAUGAAACCUUGUUAUCAUCUGCAGCUACAAUAGUGGAUGAAGAGAGGGGAAAUCCAUCUUGGCAGGCAUGUGCUGACUUCUAUGUGACUUGCAUUCUAUCCUGUCUCCCUUGGGGAGGAGCUGAACUUGUUGAGCAAGUUCCUGAGGAGAUUGAGAGAGUUAUGGUUGGCACAGAAGCCUAUUUAAGAAUUAGAAGACGAGUUUCUGAUAUUGGUUUCUCUAUUUUUGGGGAUAAUGAUGAUUCAGAUAAAGCUCUUGAUGGAAAGGAUUUCUUGGAAGAUUUAUGGGUCCGGGUUCAAGAUCUAUCGAACAAUGGAUGGAAGCUUGAGAGUGUUCCCAGGCCUCACCAUUCAUUUGAAGCACAAUUGGUUGCCGGAAAAUCUCAUGAUUUGGGGCCAAUCAAUUGUCCCGAGCAACCAGAGCCACCUGUAGUACUAUCUGCUAUCACCUGUGGCAAACAAAAGCAUGAGGCUGAGUUAAAAUAUCCUCAGAGGAUACGCAGGCUCAAUAUAUUUCCUGCAAGUAAAUUUCAGGAUUUGCAGCCUAUAGAUCGCUUUGUUGUGGAGGAGUAUUUGCUGGAUGUUCUUUUUUUCUUCAAUGGCAGUCGAAAGGAAUGUGCUUCUCACAUGGCUGGACUACCUGUACCAUUCAGAUAUGAAUAUCUCAUGGCUGAGACCAUAUUCUCUCAGCUACUCUUGUUGCCCAAUCCCCCAUUCAAGCCAAUAUAUUACACAUUGGUUAUCAUUGACCUCUGCAAGGCUCUUCCAGGGGCCUUUCCGGCUGUUGUAGCUGGUGCUGUACGUGCACUUUUUGAUAAAAUAGCUGACUUAGAUAUGGAAUGCCGAACUCGCCUCAUCCUUUGGUUCUCUCACCAUUUAUCAAACUUUCAAUUCAUUUGGCCCUGGGAAGAAUGGGCUUAUGUCUUAGACCUUCCAAAAUGGGCCCCACAACGCAUAUUUGUUCAGGAGGUUUUGGAGAGAGAAGUCCGUUUGUCAUAUUGGGACAAAAUUAAGCAGAGCAUUGAGAAUGCCCCUGCAUUAGAGGAGUUGCUUCCUCCCAAGGGUGGACCAAAUUUCAAAUAUGGUGGUGAGGAUGAUAAAGAUGGAAACGAACAUACUCUUUCCAUGGAACUCAAUGGCAUGGUGAAAAGGAGGCAAACUGCUCGUGAAAUUAUUUCAUGGGUGGAAGAAAAUGUCCUCCCAGCUCAUGGUUUUGAAAUUACACUCAGGGUAAUUGUUCAGACCCUUCUUGACAUAGGUUCAAAAAGCUUUACUCAUUUGAUCACUGUCUUGGAGCGGUAUGGCCAAGUAAUUUUAAAGAUUUGCCCCGAUGAGGACAAGCAAGUCAUGUUGAUAGCUGAAGUGAGCUCCUACUGGAAGAACAGCUCCCAAAUGACAGCUAUAGCCAUUGAUCGAAUGAUGGGUUAUCGUCUUAUAUCUAAUUUGGCUAUUGUGAGAUGGGUCUUCUCUUCCGCAAACAUUGAGCAGUUUCAUACUGCUGAUCGUCAAUGGGAGAUUCUUAGAAAUGCUGUUAAUAAGACCUACAAUCGCAUUUCUGAUCUAAGGAAAGAGAUUUCAGCUCUCAAGAAAGGUGUGGUGUCAGCUGAGGAAGUUGCAAGUAAAGCUAAAGCAGAGUUGGAUGCUGCUGAGUCAAAGCUUACACUUGUUGAUGGUGAACCCGUUCUAGGAGAAAACCCUGUUAGACUGAAGCGUUUGAAAGGAAUUGCUGAAAGAACCAAAGAGGAGGAGGUGUCUGUUCGUGAAUCUCUAGAGGCAAAGGAAGCACUACUUACCCGUGCUCUUGAUGAAAUUGAGGGACUGUUCCUUUCAUUGUUCAAAAACCUCUCAACUGUUCUGAUGGAACGUCUACACGAUGCAUUUAGAGAUGGAACAUUUCAACAAUCCAGGCGGCAAGCAGAUGAAAUGGCGAUUGACCUUGAAGAUUCAUCUGCAAUGGACUUGGACAAAGAGAAGAAAAGUCAUUCAAAUGGUGAGAGGACCGGCAAUGUUUACAAUGUGGGCGAAAAGGAGCAAUGGUGUUUAUCAACUUUGGGUUAUGUGAAGGCCUUUUCAAGGCAGUAUGCUUCUGAGAUAUGGCCCCACGUGGAGAAGCUGGACGCAGAGGUACCACUAACAGAGACUGUGCACCCUCUUUUUCGUAAGGCUGUCUAUGCUGGGUUACGUCGCCCUCUAAAUGAGAUGUGACUCUGACCUGCCCCAAUUUUGGUUGGUGACUCUCUCUCUCUCUCUCUUUACAUACGACCUUGUAGUUUCGUGUAAAAUUACUAGAGAAAUGUAGAAAGAGUUGAAAGUUGGGGUUGGAAGCCUUAGUUGGGCAUUAUUGAUAUGUGGGGUGCCUUGUUUGUACUAAUAUUUGUGGUGGUCUAGCUGCUUUUGUAUGCAAGAGUAGGUAUCUCGUUGACAUGAUUUUAUGUAUUACUUCUUACUAGCGGGAGUAGCAGUUAUAUACUGCCCUUACAAGGAGGGCCUCUUUACUCCUCUUUUCUCUCAAGAGAGAUUGAUUAUAUGCAUUAGUUCCAGAUAAGAGUUA
Messenger RNA from Diospyros lotus (date-plum), 3012 nucleotides. RefSeq names its product nuclear cap-binding protein subunit 1. Gene Ontology annotation, cellular component: nuclear cap binding complex; nucleus. Gene Ontology annotation, molecular function: RNA cap binding; mRNA binding; protein binding. NCBI's taxonomy places the organism in Eukaryota, Viridiplantae, Streptophyta, Magnoliopsida, Ericales, Ebenaceae. Gene Ontology annotation, biological process: nuclear-transcribed mRNA catabolic process, nonsense-mediated decay; mRNA export from nucleus. The coding region runs from base 84 to 2666 and encodes 860 amino acids. The transcript is spliced from 19 exons. The record is from RefSeq and is a predicted model, not a curated record.